CAUUACUUAGUCAUUUCUACACCUCAUCACAUAAGCUGCACGCAACAGUAAAACGUACUUUGUUGUAGCUAAGCAGAAGAUGCUGUAAAUUCUCUCUUCCAUGGAAGUGACCAGAGACAUCUUCUCUAACCACCUGCAUAUUCUCAGUGUGACACAGAAAUCAGGUGUAGAGCAUAGCAUUAGUUAUCAAAUUGCAUGGGAGGGUAGGUUGGAUUUUUUUGCUUUACUUGAAAAAGUGAAGACAGUGAGGAAGGAGUUAAUCGUUACAAAAUACGGAGGUCAUUUCCUGAGCCCUGUGGUUGGAUGAAUGCAAACUUUCAACUAUUUCUAAUUCUUCUCUGACAUUUAAGAGGCUUCCAAUGUGCACUGUACAUCUCAGAUCAGCUCUUACUCAGAGAGGAAAUCUGAUCUACGAUAGCACGGAAACAUCAGCAGUGACCAUGGCAAGGGAAAUUCCUUAGGGAGCUGCCUGUAAGUCUGAUCAACACUUAAGAUGAAACGUGUUGCAUAUUCUUUGACAGGAUGUUACAUGCAGAGUUUAGCUAUAUAAGGCAAUUUCUGAGGCAAUAAGGGAAUAUUCAGGAACACAACUUUCUGCUGUGAACAGAUUUUGAAGCCAAGAAGUGUUCAUGAUAUGAUCAAGCUGGCUUGCAGAGAACAAGAACUCUCUUUUGAAUAAUGGUUAAAAACGGAUCACACCUGGACGCUGAGACGCUUGCAAUGCUUCAAAACAAAGCUAUCUCCAUCACUCUCCCAGUGGUGUAUACAGUGGUGGCUAUUAUCAGUAUCCCUGGCAACUUUUUCUCCCUUUGGGUGCUCUGCUGGCACAUCAAACCCAAAACACCUUCUGUUAUCUUCAUGAUCAACCUGAGCAUCACGGAUCUCAUGCUGGCCUGCUGCUUUCCCUUCCAGAUUUCUUAUCACAUUCAGGGCAAUCACUGGACCUUCGGCGAGACUCUUUGCAGCCUUGUGACUGUGAUGUUCUACUCCAACAUGUAUUCUUCCAUACUGACUAUGACCUGUAUCAGCAUAGAGAGGUACAUGGGCGUGGUACAUCCCAUGAAGUUGAUUAAGUGGAGGAGAAAAAGAUAUGCCCUGGGUGCCUGCGUGAUAAUGUGGAUUUUCUUGCUACUAGCUUUCUACCCACUGGAAAACACAGAUCUGACCUAUGAAGUGAAAGAACUGGGGAUUAUAACCUGUUUUGAUGUCCUCAAAUGGGAAAUGCUGCCGAACUUUGCAGCCUGGGUAGCCUUUCUUCUCACCCUAUUUGUCGUGCUCUUCCUGAUUCCUUUCAUUGUAACAGUUGGAUGCUACAUGGGCACCAUUCGGAAGCUUAUUCAGACAUCAAGCAGAUAUGGUAACAGGCAGAAGACUAGGUCCAUAUACCUGGCAGUGAUAGUUCUUUUGGUAUUCAUCACUUGCUUUGCUCCCAAUAAUUUUAUCCUACUUGCCCAUAUGAUUGUCCGUCUGUUUUACGAAAGGAGUUUGUACCCUGCCUACAAGCUCACCUUAUGCUUAAGUUGCCUCAACAACUGCAUAGAUCCCUUUAUUUAUUAUUUUGCAUCUAAAGAAUUUUACCAGAAAUUCAUGCAAGUUUUUCGCCCUAAGGUACCACUCACUGACAGCCUGGAAACCAGAAGGGAAAGCUUAUUUUCUGGCAGGACCAUGUCAGUCAGGUCGAUGUCUAGUGGACCUAUGGAUGGCCUAGAGGGAGUGAAGAUCUGUUUGCAAAGGCAAGAAAGUGUGUUCUAGCCCCAGGCAGGAAAGCACCCCUGAGUUCCAAAUGCAGAGGCAGAAAACAUUUCUUUCUGAAAAUAACUCUCUCCAGUGACAGACAUCAAACCAUACGCAUACCAUGCAUGCUACUUUAGCAAACAACUGUUUGCUGAUAAGAAGUGGAAGCACGAAAGAAAAUGAGUUUAUUUUUAAAACCUCUGAAGAAAACCCAACAUAGUUUUUUAAAGGUUGGCCUGGAGUUAGUACAAAGGAGAAGUUUAGAACAAGAACUAAAUUUAAGAUAUAUGAUUUCAAGCAUUACCCAAAGCUUGAUGUCCUAGAUGAAUGUGAAAUAUUGCUGUGUAUGAGUUAAAGCUUAUGCUGAAAAGGGAUUUUGGGUAGGGGAGUUAUUUUUCUAAGCAAUGUGCUUUGGGUUUUUGUUAAUGUAUUGCUUUCUGUCUUGUAUUUCUAUAAAAGAGUGAGAAAACAUAGCUUGUCAUUUUACCAUUAAUGCUUAAUACAUAGCCACUGUGAAUUCACCACAACACUCACCCAACCGUUUAUCAGAAUCAAACCACACUAACCUUUGAAAAGGUUAGACUGACUCAUAUUGUUUACUUCAAUUUUAUCAAGCAAAAUAUCUCCAGCAAUAAAAGAAAAGCUAAAAAGAAGAGUAUUUGAGUUAACUUCAACUGCUGCAUGGAUUAGAUUUUUAUUUCCUCAAAUUAAUUUCUUAGGAUGGAGAAGGAGGUGAAAGAAGAGAAGACAACUUACUGCAUUUAAAGUAAAAACAAAACAAGAAAUAAAAAAAUAUACACCCCAAAAAACUCCCUGCUUACUUGCUUGGGACUGUUGUGUCCACGUCGAGCUCAAUCAACGUCAUUUUGUUUCGAGCAUGCCCUACACGGUUGCCUGCUCUACCCCUCUAAUGAAAGAAACAAUGCUAAUAAUAAUAAAAAGGUAUACAAGGCAUAGCACAGUACUUUCAGUAGUUUGGAUGUGUGCCUCUAUUUACCUACACUGUCUGAAAAGACACACAGACUGGGUUUUUCCUAAGAAGUCCCAUAGUCAAAAGGCAGCAAUUCAGUUAUUCAUGUUUUGCUGGCCCACGUGAUAAUUUAGCAUGGUUUUGCCUUGGCCUUCAAGUCCCUCUUCCAUCCACUUAAAGCAUUACAGCUUUCUCUCUACCAAAACUGUUUUCAACACUUCAGCAGAAACUGUUCUGUCAGCCAUCCUGAAGUCCCCUCCGAAAUGUGGAGAAACGUCUCUAACAUAACUGACAUCAAGCAGCGCAGAAAAGGCAGAAGCUUUGCACACUGGGUAUCAACUGUUGUAUUCUGAAAAAUACUGAAUUGCUCCUUUUGCAACACUGAAAAGCUGCUCACAACUGACUGAAAAUGUUCUUCUCUCCAGCUUCACUCAACUCACUGUAACACUUCAUCCUUUUCUCAGUCACGCACCCCAAGCAAUAGGAACAAUUUCCCAUGAAGGUACUUCAUCAUAUCAGCUCUCCUCAAGAUAGCUCAGGUUAGGCAAAAUCUGAGUUUUUGAUAGUGGGAUUGUUUCUCAGAAAAGGCAUGUGGAAGUGAACAAUGUUUUGAAUCUGACGGUGCAUACUAUGAAGCUUUGGGGGGCGAGGGGUGUGUUUUAAGAGAAUAAAAUAAGAAGUUACUUCAAAAAUAGUGCAAAAACUGCUCUUCUACACUGGAAACAUGUCCUCAUGGGACACCAGAUGGUGUAAGACUGCUAACGUCCUUGUUCAGUGUAUGCGAGUUUAAAUGUAUUUAUCUGUGUAUAUGUACAUACAUAUAAACGCAUGUUGCCAUUUGAAAUGUUAUUGAGAAGUUCAUAUCUAUACUGCCUUCAGUUUAGGGAAUCACUUUCCCACAGCAUUCUCCUAAAGAACCUGGCAGCCCGUGGUUUGGACAUGUACACUCUUUGCUGGAUAAAGAACUAGCUGCAUGAACAGGCCCAGAGAGUGGUGGAGUGGUGGUGAAUGGACUUUAAUCUACCUGGUGGCUAGUCAUGAGUGGUGAUCCCCAGGGGCUGUCACUGUGGCCUGUUCUGUACAAUAUAAUAUGACCUGGAUGAGAGCAUUGAGAGCAUCCUCAGUAAGUCUGCAGAUGACACCACACUGGAAGGCAAUGUCAGUCUGCCUGGGGGGUAGGAAGGCCCUGCAGAGGGAUCUGGACAGGCUGGAUCACUGCACUGAGGACAAUGCAGUAAGGUACAACAAGACCAAGUAUAGGAUCCCGCACUUUGGCCCCAACAGUGCCAGGCAAUGCUACAGGCUCAGGGCAGAGUGGCUGGAAGACUGUGUGGAUGAAAAGGACCUGGGGGUACUGGUCAACACUGGGCUGAAAAUGAGCCACCAGUGUGCCAAAGUGACCAAGAAGGCCAAUGGCAUCAUGACUUAUAACAGAAAUAGUGUUACCAGCAGGAGUGGGGAAGUAAUCAUCCUUCUGUACUCAGCCAUGGUGAGGCCACACCUCAAGUGCUGUCUUCAGCUUGGGGCCCCUCACUACAAGAAAGACAUUGAAGACCUGGAGUGUGUCCAUGGAAGGGCAACAAAGCUGUUGAGGGGUCUGGAGCACAAGUUUAAUGAGGAACAGCUGAGGCAACUGGGAUUAUUCAGUCUGAAGAAGAGAAGGCUCAGGGGAGAUCUUAUUGCUGUCUACAGCAUGAAAGGAGCUUGUGGAGUGGUUGGGGUAGGGCUCUUAUCCUGCAUAACUAAUGAUAGGAGAAGAGGGAAUGGCUUCAAGUUGCACCAGGGGAGAUUAAGGUUGAAUACUGGGAAACAUCUCUGAAAGGGUGGUCAGACGCUCCAACAGGCUGCCCAGGGAGGUGGUUGAGUCGCUGUCCCUGGUGGUGUUCAAGAAACAUGCAGAUGUUGUACUAAGGGACAUGGCUUAGUGGGGAAAUACUGGUGGUAGAUGGAGGGUUGGACUGGAUGAUCUUGGAGGUCUUUUCCAACCUUGGUGAUUCUAUGAUUCUACAAUUUUAUGAUUCUAGUAUAGAGUCGUAUAUAUAUAUAGAUGACAUGCUUACUAGAUUGCCUUUGUGGUAGUAAUUUUACUGAGAAGCUAUGGAUGUAUAUAAGCUCAUGUUCUGUUUAUUAUUGUUGGGUUUGGUAUUUUUUUUAUUGCUUAACAAUUUAAUGUCUGAAUGUGCUUGGACUUUUUUAUAUAAGAAUAAACGAAUAAAUAAACAAACCGUGAAAAGUACAUGAUUUAAGAUUUAAGAUGAGUUUGCACCUAUCGUGUGCAAGUUACUUCUCUGCUUAGAACAAGGCAUGGAGAUCAAGUUAAUACAUAAAAUGAAU
Molecule: messenger RNA, 5038 nt
Organism: Coturnix japonica (Japanese quail)
Lineage: Eukaryota; Metazoa; Chordata; Aves; Galliformes; Phasianidae
Source: RefSeq, a predicted model, not a curated record